Molecule: messenger RNA, 5798 nt
Organism: Zingiber officinale
Lineage: Eukaryota; Viridiplantae; Streptophyta; Magnoliopsida; Zingiberales; Zingiberaceae
Product: DDT domain-containing protein PTM-like
Exons: 9
Coding region: 207-5534 (1775 amino acids)
Source: RefSeq, a predicted model, not a curated record
UUUGUUUUUGCCCGUUCUGUUCCCUCCCAGCUUUUCCCCCAAAUCGACCGGAGGAGGCGGGCGAUCCGUCGGAGCUGGAAGUCCCUUCUUCCUUCGCUGCCUCCUCCUUCCGCUUCCGCUUCCGACGACCCGCGGCUUCGUUUGCUUCUGCUGUGUUUGCUCGGAGGGGAUUGUGAAGGCGGAUCGGAAACCCUAGUUCAAGCGUGAUGGAACUGGUGGGGAGGGCCGUGAAGAAGAGAUUCCCUGGGUUUGGAACCUUCUCCGGCUUUGUGGAAUCGUAUGAUCCGGAUGCGGGCUAUUUCAGAGUGCUGUACGAGGACGGAGACUCCGAGGAGUUGGAAUUCCAGGAGAUCGCUUCGAUGCUGAUGGAAAUGGGCGAGGAUGCGUCCCCGCCGGAGUUUCAGGUUUGGAGGGGCAAGGGAAGGCCGCCGAAGAAGCAUAGGCCGAGCGAGAUGGAGUUCGCUGCUUGUGAGGACGUUGAUCUUGGGAGCGGCAGAGUUGUGGAUUCUGGUUUUAUUGGGGAAGAUGGGAAAUUGGAUGAACCGAAUGGGAAUUUGGCGGGGAUUGGAGAAGAAUAUAUUAAUUCAGAAUGCAAUCGUAGCUGCUCUCCGUUGAUGGAAAAUUGUUUCCCAAAAACUACUGAAGAAAUUUUCAGGAACGGUGAUGGUGUAAUGGAGGGAAUUAGUAGUAAUGGAUGCUCUGAGAGAUUUGCAGGGACUCCCAUAAUAAUGAAUCUGAAGGCUGAUAUUGGUCGUGCUGAGGAGUAUGGCUUAGGAGUCGGGAGAUUUUCAGAGCACGCCAAAGAGAAUUCUGUGGGAAAAGGAGAUGAAGUUACAGAAGUUGAGGUAUAUGAGUUCGAAAAUUGUGAAAUUUAUGAUGUUUCUACUCAAACUCAGGGGUGCGACCAUGAAAAUCUGGAAACCAAACAAAAUGACACUAAAAAGAGGCGAAGACUAUCUGGAAAAGUUUACUGUCCACAAGAUGUACCUUUAAGAAGGAGUGCUCGCAGAGUGGUUGCUACAGCAGUAUCUCAACCAUAUCCUUCUCAUAGCUACAUGUCGAAGAGUGAAUCAAGAUUUCAAAAUUGCAACGAGAAUGAUUUUGACAAUGCCCCUGAGGAUUCCAAGCCCGAAUUGCCACCAUCUUCUAGUGAUUUGGAUUUCCACGGACUGCCCGUUAUCGACUUGUUUUCCAUUUACACUUUUUUGAGGUCCUUCAGCAGGGUAUUAUUCUUGAGCCCAUUCAGCCUAGAAAUGUUUGUGUCAAGUUUACGGUGCAACUUUGCCAAUCCUUUGAUUGACCACAUACAUUUUUCAAUCUUACAAACCUUGAAGCAACAUUUGGAGUUACUUUCUGAAGAAGGAUCUCAGCUGGCUGCUGAUUGCCUAAGGAGUCUUAAUUGGGACCUUUUGGACUUAGUUACUUGGCCUGUAUAUCUUGCUGGUUAUUUACUGAUUCAUGGUUCAAAAAUUAAAUCUUCAGCCAAAAUGGCACAUUCAAAUGUCUCGACUGCAGAAUAUUACACCCUGGAAGCUACUACAAAGCUUGAGAUGCUUCACUUUUUGUGUGAUAGCGUCGUGGAAGCUGAAGGCAUGAGAUCAGAACUUGACAUUAGGAUGAAUGAGUGUGCAGUUACUUCAAAUGCCCAUAACAACAUUGAUAGGAGUAGGAAUGACUUGACUAUAACUAGUGCAGAUGGACCUUUGGCUCCGGAGGUGACUGAAGAGACUGCUGAUGGAAAUAGUGAUGAAUGUUGCCUCUGUGGUAUGGAUGGUAGCUUGAUAUGCUGUGAUGGCUGUCCUGCUGCAUUUCAUUCUAGAUGUGUUGGAGUUGUUAAAGAUCUUUUGCCCGAAGGUGAUUGGUACUGUCCUGAGUGCUUGUUGGAAAAACAUGAUGGAUUAACAAAGUUGUCAAAGUCUUCCCAAGGAGCUGAAGUUUUGAGUACUGAUCCGCAUGGGCGUGUAUAUUUUAGCUGCUGUGGCUAUCUAUUGGUAACUGAUUCAUGUGACUAUGUUUCUUCAUCUGUCUUUUACAAUAAGGAUGAUCUAGACAGUGUUAUCAGGGUUUUGAAAUCAUAUCAUUCUUAUUCUAUAAUAUUAAAUGCAAUAUCUGCACACUGGGGAAAUUCUCUUGAUUCCUGUGAUUCAGUUAGCCGGUUGUGUAGUGGAACGAGCAAAAGGAACAUGUCUUUGGAUACUGAAUUGCCCUCCAAGGACUUAUCAUCUUCAUUUCAGAAUGUUGCCAAUACCAAUAAUGUUGAAAAGAAUUCAAAGGAUAAUUGUUCUACUGACCAUAGUGGACUGAAUAACACAACCAUAUCAGAUUUGAGCCAGACACAUUUGUUAAGCUUAGAUCAUGUAACUGGUUCAUCACAUCCUUUCACAUCCUCACAAGCUGAAGAACAGUUGAUUUAUAUGGCGAACCAUUCUCAGUUUACUCAGCAGGCGAUUGCUGAUUGUUCUUUGGAUCCCAAUUAUACUGUAAAUGAAGCUUUACGUGUUAAAUCUUCAGUUAUGAAUGUUGAGAAUAGAAGGUGUCUUUCAAUUGGUGAUCAAAAUAUUUAUUCCUUCGUAACUGAGCAAAGGAAAGCUGGGCCGUGCCAGCUGGAGUCUGAUCCUGGUGGCUAUAUUAACUAUUAUAUUUUUGGACGAGUAGCUUCAUCAGUUGCUAAAGAUUUGUCAUGUAAAUCAACUGAGAGCAACAAUAAGGAAAUUAAAAAAUCGGAUGAUGACCUUGUGUUGCUGCAGCUAAAGGCAAUUUCAAAAAGAUAUCUAACAUAUAGUUAUUAUAAUUUCCUCAAACUGUCUGAUGUUCAAAAGGAGAAGUGUGGUUGGUGCCAUUCUUGCAAAACAUCUACCAAUAAUGAUUGUGUAUUUGUGGUUAAUGACAGGCAUCUUGUGAUUUCAAAAGAACAUACUGUACAUCUUCAAAAUGAAAAGAAAAGUCACAUUUGCUCUGCCAUUGAUGAUAUUUUGUCAAUAGAAUUUCGUUUGAAUGGCCUAUUAUCUGGUAUGUGGGAGAACCCACAGUACAGUAGGUCUUGGCGCAAGGCGGUUAUGGAGACAUCUAAUGUGGUAUCACUGAGACAUAUGCUCCUCAUAUUAGAAUCAAAUCUGCGGCGUGUUGCAAUGUUAUCAGAUUGGACAAAACCAGUUGAUUCUGCUCAGACAUUGGGUUCAUCAUCUCACAUCUUCAUGGGUUCAAUGGACGUACCAUCAAAUACUGGUGGUAGUAGAAAGCAUGGGAAAAAAGCUAACUCAGGCGCUGAGUUAACUAUCUCCCAAGCUGAUGCCCCGUCAUAUACCCCCUCACAUAUAUGUUGGUGGCGUGGUGGGCGACUUUCCCGCCAAGUGUUCCAUUGGAAAAUAUUGCCACAAUCACUGACUUCCAAGGGUGGUCGGCAAGGUGGAUGCAAAAAGAUAUCACAUGUUUUUUAUCCCGAUGGAUCAGAGUUUGCUAGGAGAAGCAAAUUCGUUGUAUGGCGAGCUGCAGUUGAGAUGUCAAAAACAGUUGCUCAUCUGACUUUUCUGAUCAAGGAACUCGAUUCAAAUAUUAGGUGGUUGGAACUUUUGAAGAGUCCACCAUUUCCUCAAUUGGCUAAAGAAUCCAAGAGUUUAGCAAGAUUGUUCAAGAAGGUUAUAAUUCGUAGAAAGGCUAUGGAUGUCACCAAUGUUAAAUAUCUACUUGAUUUUGGUAAAAGAGAGAACUUACCUCCUACUGUUACCAGAAAUGGGAUCCUUCAUAAAGAUCCCUCUAGUGAAAGGAAAAAAUUUUGGCUGAGUGAGAACCAUGUUCCUCUGUAUCUUAUUAAGGAUUUUGAAUUGAAGAAAUUAGCCCGAUCAAUGAAAAAAACAGGUGCUAAGUUGCCUUCAGUUAAAGUAGGAGAUUUCAGUGCAAAGAGAUUAGAAAGAUCAGGGAAUCUUUCCUACCUACUCUCCAGAGCAGAAAUAUUAGAGGGAAAGAUCUGUGGUUAUUGUAACAAAAAUGUGCUAAUGAGGGAAGCCAUAAAGUGCCAGUUGUGUGAUGGUUAUUUUCACAAAAAGCAUGUCAGAGUGUCCAAAGGUGCUAUACCUGUGGAAUACAUUUGCUAUAGAUGUAAGGAUAAAAAAUCCAUGAAGGCUAAUGUUAAGAAGAGGAAAAUAGUGUCACGUGAGAAGGAAAAGGGUUCUGGUAGUGAUUCAAAGGUGUUGCCAAAGAAAAGAAGACGUGUCUUGGUAAAAACUAAAAAGAAGCCUAAGUUGAAAAAGAAACAAAAACUAGUUGUGAUCAGACAAGCUAAUUCAAGAAUAGUCAAUAUUAGCAAUCCUCGUAAGAGAAAAAGAACAACUAUGCAUUAUUCCUUCUGGUUAAAUGGCCUGCAAUGGGCAAGGAAAUCAGUAGUUGAACGUGCAAAGAAUUUCAGAAAAGCAAAUGUUAUGCUCCCAUCGCAAAGGUUGUUCAGAAGUUCUAAGAGACCAGUGUGUUGCCUAUGUUUGAAAGAAUACGAUUCAGAACUUAUAUAUGUCUGUUGCGACAAUUGUAAAGAUUGGUUUCAUGGAGAUGUCUAUGGCCUUGCCCUGGAAGAAAUCAAUAAUCUAAUUGGAUUUAAGUGCCACAAAUGCCGCAAAAGGAGCAUUCCAGUGUGUCCAUUUUCAAGUCACACAGGAAAUGAGAUUUCACCUUCUAGGGAGUUCACUAUGUUAGAGGUUGUUGCUAAUGUGGAACAAGACAUGAAAGAAAGGCUUAAUAGUGAAAAAUCUGAAAAUUCAUCUGUAUCUGAUGGCAAAGACUGUCUGGAUCUGCAAAAUGAUGGUUCCUCGUGUGUUAUACUGGAGGUUCCAAUUGCAUAUGAAAGUGAAUGUCCAGGAAGAAAUAUUUUAGAUUAUCCAUUUUCAAAUCUUCCAGUCAAUGAGUUUCAAUUGUCUGGUCAAUUGAAAAUCAUAGCUACUACUACAUAUGUGGAACAAGACCAUGGAGAUAGGCUGCAUAAUGAAACAUUUGACAGUUCAAGUCCAGCUGUUCACAAUGAGGAGCAUUUGGAUGAAGAGAACAAUUGUUCUGCCUCAACCCCAGCCAGGGCUGAGGACGCAUUUACUUUAGAAACUACAUGCAAAGAUCUGUGUUCAUCUUCGACCCUCACAGUUGAUGAGAUUCAGUUCUGUGGGGAAUUCACCCUCACAGAGACUGAUAAUAACAUGGGGGGAAACUCUGAAAAGAAACUUCAAAGUGAAACUUUAGAACAUUGUUCACAAUUGGUUUGCAGUGAGAAUUAUUUGGAUCAGAAUAAAAAUGACUCUACAUUUGGUAGAGAUGAAGCAUCAUAUACUCCAAGGACUGAACCAGAAAAUGGUCCUUGUACCCAUCCAAUGGAAGGGAAAGCUGUAUCUUGCAAAAUUGACAAUGAUUUGCACAUUGUAAUGACCUCGCAGGAAAUGGAGAGCUCGAAUGAAAUGGUUAUAGUCAAGGAGUUGCUGGUUUCUGAUCCCCUAGAUCAUCCAGAGUCACAAAAAGUUCUAUCUGGAAAGGAAGUUCGUGUUACAAAUGCAAAAAGUUAACCAUUUAUUAUAUUUCUUAAUCAUAUUGGAAGAUUCAUGUUUUUAUUCUCUUGCAGCACUUCAUUAUUAGAUUAUUACUUUUUGUGGAAGUUUGGAAAAAGUUUGGUCAGGAUUUUUACAGUCAGCAACCUUGGACUUCCCUGCCAAAUUUCUCAUUUUUACCUAUUUCUUAAUGACUGUAUCAACAACUAAUUGCAUAGCAUAGCAUAUCAUGUUUUUUUAGCAAUGAUGAUCAGAAAAUGCUGAAUCAUAUUUCAGAUCUAA